AUGCUCCAGGGGGAGAAAUAUAGGAUGGUGAUAUCGCAUACUCUCAAUUCAGACGGUUCAGCUGUUACUGGCUACAUUUCUGGGGGCAAACAGAAAUCACUUGCGGACAAAUUUGAGUAUGUCAUGCACGGGCUGCUAUAUAAGAUGUCAGAAGAUAAAGAAAAGCAAAAUGAUGGAAGCAACACUGUUAAAGUGGUGGUAUAUAUUUCUUUUGGAGGGCUUCAGCUGAUGCUGAAAGGUGAUCCCUUGAAAAUGUACAAGUUCAGACUUGAUCAAAGGUUGUUUCUUCUCUUGAGGAAGAUUUGA
Fraxinus pennsylvanica is the source of this 306-nucleotide messenger RNA. The record is from the annotation of a GenBank genome assembly. NCBI's taxonomy places the organism in Eukaryota, Viridiplantae, Streptophyta, Magnoliopsida, Lamiales, Oleaceae.